Molecule: messenger RNA, 642 nt
Organism: Dentiscutata erythropus
Lineage: Eukaryota; Fungi; Glomeromycota; Glomeromycetes; Diversisporales; Gigasporaceae
Source: the annotation of a GenBank genome assembly
AUGACUCGUAUUUACACUUUGAGACAAAAAAUUUUAAUUUAUCCAGGCAAAGUAAGAUGUCCUCACUUAAAUACUCACAAACAAGCUAAGCUUGCAAAUAAUCUUCCAAUUAACAAUAACCUUAAGAACAAUGAAGGUGUUUCAAUUAAUACCAAUUUUGAAAAUAGUCAUAAAGGUGAUGACUUUAAAGACUUGCCAAUUGAUAAUGAUAGCCUCAAAUAUAAUAACAUAGAUAGCAAUCUUAAAGACAUUUCUAACAACAAUAGUAGUGAUGACCUUGAAGAUAUGUUAAUUAACAAUGCUGAACUUGAGGAAAGCAACGAUAACUUUGAAGAUAGUAAUAAUGAUCUUGAAGAUACAUUAAUUAACAAUAUUGAACUUGAAGAUAGUAAUGACUUUGAAAAUUUUAAAUAUACCAUUGGACAAUUUGUAGAAUUUAUCAACACAAAUAGCAAGAAUCAACAUGAAAGGCAAUUCAGAAGAAUUGAAGCUACUAUCUCAUUUUUGCCACCAUUUAACUCUGAAUAUCCAAAUGAUCAAAUGCAAGAUGCUUUAAAAAUAUCAAGGCUUUUAAAGUAUAAUGAGUUGGGAAUUCAUUGCAGUCAGAUAGAAGCUAUUGAGAACACAAAGAGCUCUGGAUAA